This is a messenger RNA of Trichoderma breve, 630 nucleotides long. RefSeq lists its product as uncharacterized. The transcript is spliced from 2 exons. The record is from RefSeq and is a predicted model, not a curated record. NCBI's taxonomy places the organism in Eukaryota, Fungi, Ascomycota, Sordariomycetes, Hypocreales, Hypocreaceae. The coding region runs from base 1 to 630 and encodes 209 amino acids.
AUGGCCCCCAAAGGAGCAUCUGAGGGCGCAGGCACCACGUCAGAAGCCCCAAAGAAGAAACACGGCUUCAGAGUCGGACCCGAGAAUCUGCCAGACGGGCCAUGGCGCCGUAAAGUCGAUCAGAAGAAGCGUGAUUUAAUUCACAGAGCCAAGGUCAAGAAGGAGUACGCCAAGAUUAAGGCUGCAGAGGAAGCCAAAGCCCGGCCCAGUCACGGUGAUGAUGAGGAUGAUGGCAAGGAUGAGGUGAACUCAGCACAAGGCGACGCCCAGGAGGGCAAUGAAGAGGAAGGAGAAAAGAUGCAUCCCACAAGGCAGCUCAUGAUUAAGGAUGAAGACAUGGCACAGGUGGGAGCUGAGGCGUCUGGUCCCAGCGACGGCCAGAGGCGGAGGACUCGGCGCCCAGGCUACUACGAGAAGCAGCUGAAGAAGGCUGCGGAUCGCCGUCAAGAGGCCGAUGCCAAGAGAAAAGAGUAUGAGCGACGAAUGGAAGAGCGAGCACAGAAACAGGCUGAGCGGGAGAGAUUCAAAAAGGCCAUGGCCAAGACGAGGGACAAGGACGGCAAGAAAAAGCUGGGCAGGGAGAGUUCAUUGUUGUUGGAAAAGGUCAAGAGGCUUGUUGCUCAGAAAUGA